Molecule: messenger RNA, 2875 nt
Organism: Pipistrellus kuhlii (Kuhl's pipistrelle)
Lineage: Eukaryota; Metazoa; Chordata; Mammalia; Chiroptera; Vespertilionidae
Gene: WTIP
Product: WT1 interacting protein
Exons: 8
Coding region: 214-1401 (395 amino acids)
Biological process (GO): positive regulation of miRNA-mediated gene silencing; response to hypoxia; negative regulation of hippo signaling
Cellular component (GO): nucleus; transcription regulator complex; adherens junction
Molecular function (GO): transcription corepressor activity
Source: RefSeq, a predicted model, not a curated record
GGAGCGCAUUCCUCCGCCUCGCGCGCCGCGGAGCGGACCCCGGGCCGAGCGUGGCCGGCGGAGCGACGGGCCCCGCGCCUGCCCGCCCCGCCCCGCCCCGCCCCGCGCGGGGGUCCCGGGCGGGCUCCGGUUCGGGCGGACGAUGCGGCGGCGCGGCCGGAGCGGCGGCGGGAAGCCCGGGCGGAGGUGACGCCGAGGCCGGCGGGCCGGGCCAUGCAGCGCUCCCGGGCGGCCGCGGACGAGGCGGCCGCGCUCCUGGCCGGGCUGGCCCUGCGGGAGCCGCAGCCGGGCGGCGACUCUCCGGGCCGGGGGCGGCGGGGGCCGCGGCCCGGGCCCGGGGACGAGGCGGCGCUGGCGCUGGGCCGCCGGGGGAAGGGCGGCGCCGGCGGCCCCGAGGCCGGGACGGACGGACUGAGCCGCGGGGAGCGCGGCCCGCGGCGCGCGGCCGGCCCCGAGCUGAGCGCGCAGCCGGCGGGCAGCCCGCGGCUCAGCCUGGCGGGCUCGGACGGCGGCGGCGGCGGCGGCAGCGCCCGCUCCAGCGGCAUCAGCCUGGGCUACGACCAGCGCCACGGCAGCCCGCGCUCCGGCCGCUCGGACCCGCGCCCCGGCCCGGGGCCGCCGUCGGCGGGCAGCGCCCGCUCCAGCGUGUCCAGCCUCGGCUCCCGCGGCUCCGCCGGGGCUUACGCCGACUGGCCGCUGCCCGGCGCCGGCCCCGCCGCCACCCGCUGCCCCGAGCCCGUCGGGCCGGCCCCCUUCGCUCUGCCUGCGCUCCCGCUGCCCGCGGGCCGGGAGGGCGGCCCCAGCGCGGCGGAGCGGCGGCUGGAGGCGCUGACCCGGGAGCUGGAGCGGGCGCUGGAGGCGCGCUCGGCGCGGGACUACUUCGGCAUUUGCAUCAAGUGUGGGCUUGGUAUCUACGGAGCAAGGCAAGCAUGCCAGGCAAUGGGGAGCCUGUAUCACACCGAUUGCUUCGUCUGUGACUCCUGUGGGAGACGGCUUCGUGGGAAGGCGUUCUACAACGUGGGCGAGAAAGUGUACUGCCAGGAGGACUUCCUGUACUCCGGGUUCCAGCAAACGGCUGACAAGUGUAGCGUGUGUGGACACCUCAUCAUGGAGAUGUGCCUCCCACCCCAGAUCCUCCAGGCCCUCGGGAAGUCCUAUCACCCCGGCUGCUUCCGGUGCUCCGUGUGCAACGAGUGCCUGGACGGGGUGCCCUUCACCGUGGACGCGGAGAACAACAUCUACUGUGUCCGAGACUAUCACACGGCUUUUGCGCCAAAAUGUGCCUCCUGUGCUCGUCCUAUUCUCCCUGCACAGGGCUGUGAGACAACCAUCCGGGUGGUGUCCAUGGACAGAGACUAUCAUGUGGAGUGCUAUCACUGUGAGCUGGAGACACCUGGAUAAAGAUGCCCAGGCGGCAGGUAGAUGUGCUGGAGCUCAAAGGCUCUGGUCACAGGUACAGGAACCUGGGAGUCAUGGCGUAUACAGCCCUUCCCUCUCCGAUGCUCUGCCCUGUGGUUACCAGACCUCGGCUUCUGCUCCUCAGCCAAGAGGACUAGUGGGCGCUCUGGGCGGCCCUGGGGGGUAGGGUCGCCUUCUCUCGGAGAUCACCGCUUGCCUUGCCUGUGGCCUAGGGUCUGAGAAUCCAUUUUGCAUGUAUUUUGCCUGGCUUUUCAUUAUUAAAAGCAGGAUGGGGAGUCCAGUCCUUGUUCCUGUCAGGGCCUGAAGCAGCAGCCCCAUCCCGAGCCUGCAGACGGCUGGGAAGCCAGGGGAGGAACGGGGAGGGGGGGACCUCCAGGAAGGAGCCAGGGCUCAUGAGCAGCCAUGUUUGGGAGAUGCUGGAGGCAAAGCAGCCACACGGGGAGGCCACGAGUGAGGGAGUGAGGAGGUAGGAGGAAAGGAGCAAACCUGGGGGAGCAGUUGGGUUUCAGAGCCCUGGGAAGAGCAGGAGGGGGAGUGUGAGGGAGAAAUCUUCAGUCAUCAAAGGUCCAUGGGAACCACUUGUCCUGGUGGGGCAAGUGGCCCAGCGGGAACAGGAGUCCUGAGCGGGGAACGGGGGGAGGAUCAUGGAUCCCCCUCAGCAGUGACGGAUCCUGCUCUGCGGUCCCGGACAGGGCGGCGUUCCCUGGCGAUCGCUAAGCACAAUCUCUAGGGUAAGGAGCGGGCCACGCGGUAGGUGGCCCCCACCAGCCCCUCGGGAUUGUGGCUCUUAGAUGGGAACUAGAGUCUCUAGGCCCCUCUCUCCUCCCCUCUCUGGUGUGUGAUAAUGAAUAGCAGGACCCAGUCAGGGGGCGAUGUCAGGACGGGGGUGGGUGGGGGUGGGGGGACACUUGAAACGCGUGGCUUGGACCGUGAGGCUCCAUCGCAGUCUUCCAGCUCCUUCACUUCUGUGGGGGCAGGCAGGUGUUGGUCUCAGGGCCUUUGGGUAACGGGAGGCAGGAGUUCAGCUCUGGCGCCUCCUUGAGGUAGGAGGCAAAGGAAGGAAGAAGUCCAAUUGGUCCUGCCUGUGUUCCACCGUCUCUGACCUCCUCCAUGGCUGCGCCUCACACUUCCUGCAUAUAUAUAUAUUUUUUUUUACAGCCGUCACAUACCAGUCACAUAACUUGUUAAACAGACAGACAAAAUUAGCCUAUAAAGUACAGCACGGAGAGAAAACAGUUUGAUGAAGGACUCAGAGCAGAACUUGUUCACUUGAUACCACCGAUUUCUCUCUUCCAUUUCUCUUACGGCCACUGGCCCAGGCGUUGACACCUCUCAGUGUCACCGCCCCAACCUCCCGCAGCUCUCUGCGCGCUGACUGGUCCCAGUGCCCCUAGGACAUUCAUUUUUGGUUUCUUCCCUUUGGUUUUCCCCUCAAAUCGCUUUUCCUUUUAAAAUU